Messenger RNA from Amborella trichopoda, 2295 nucleotides. RefSeq names its product Protein prenylyltransferase superfamily protein. Gene Ontology annotation, biological process: protein farnesylation; protein geranylgeranylation. NCBI's taxonomy places the organism in Eukaryota, Viridiplantae, Streptophyta, Magnoliopsida, Amborellales, Amborellaceae. Gene Ontology annotation, molecular function: protein farnesyltransferase activity; CAAX-protein geranylgeranyltransferase activity. Gene Ontology annotation, cellular component: cytoplasm; protein farnesyltransferase complex; CAAX-protein geranylgeranyltransferase complex. The record is from RefSeq and is a predicted model, not a curated record.
UUGGAAUUCUGGAGAACAUUUCCUUCCAAGACUUUGGAGUCUGCACUUUGCAACAUGAAACGAAGGUCAUGGACAUUUCGAUUUUUUUUUGGAUAAAGUUCUUAUUUUUUUCAGAGCUGGGAAUUGUUCAUGAAGUACUGUGCGUAUGUAAAUCGAAUCGGAGCAGCGAGUGACAAAGAGGUUCUCUUAAUACUCAUUCAUGGCGCUUUUGGAGUCCAACCUUGAUGGUGACACUUUCGACCUUUUGAACCAAUUCGAGCGCAUAUUAGACUCUGAUCCUGACAUAAAUGAAGUGGGAUUUGUGCACCCAACCCAACUUGUGGCUUUGAAUGGUGACGUUGAUGAGGGUUCAGCCAAGUCAGUCCUUAGUGGGACAAAGUCAGAGGAUGGAACAUUGAGUGAAUUUAUGCGUAGCGAUAGGUUACAAUAUAAUGAGAAUGUCUUUUGGAAUAGAGAUCAUAAAUUGGCAAUAUCUCUUGCAGCUUUACUUCCCUUAUACAAAGCUGCAAUGCAUUCAUAUACAGUCUCUAGUGAAAGAUAUACCAAAGCAAUCGAGCUGACUGAAAAGAGUGGUGCUUCACCAAAUGGAGCUACUAAUAAAUAUGUGGAAUCAGGAAGUGGUAACAGUGACAUUUUGGAUUUGUGCUUUGUGGAGAAUGAGGUUAUGAGGCACAGCAGGGCAGUUUUAAUGCUAAAUUGUGACUUUGAGAGUGCAUGGAAUUCCAGGAAGCUGGUAGUUUCAAGUAAGCAGAGUAUUUCAUUCUUUCUAGCUGAACUCCAGUUAUCAGCACUUAUUCUUUCUUAUGCACCAAAAAGUGAGAAAGCAUGGAUUCAUAGGAGGUGGGUGAUAACAAUGAUUUCAAGAAAAUUUCCAGUUCUUCAAGAGAUUUUGGAAAGAGAAUCUGAGCUUGUGGAACGAAUUGCUGAGAAAUCCAAAAUGAACUAUCGUGCGUGGCAUCACCGCUGUUGGCUUGUUUCCUACUUAACAAGAAGUCAGGUGGGAAGUGAACUAGAUAGAACCAGAAGAUGGGCCGAAUUACAUGUUGCAGAUAACUGCUGCUUCCACUAUCGCAGACGGUUGUUCCUUAGCUUGUUAGAGACCAAGAAAUGUGCUCCACAUGACCCUAAGGCGCAGCUUGAACUGGAUAUGGCUUGGAAGGAGGAGCUGAAAUGGAAUCAAUCCUUGAUAUGCCGCUACAUCGGGAGAGAGUCCCUUUGGGUUCAUCGUCGAUUCCUUUCUCAUGGUUGGAUAAAUCAUAUUGCAUGUGCAUCUAGUUCAAGUUUAGGAGACUCUGAUAAGAGGAAUCCAGAGAUUAUGAUGUUUUUGGAUGGCGAGUUGGAGCUCCUCCAUUCGUGUUCGAAAUUUUCAGACAGGGAAUUUGAUGAUGAACAUGUUCAGGCAGCGCUUGCAGCAUCCUACAUAUUGUGGAUUUCGAGGAGGAUUCCUCAACUUUAUGUGAGUGUGCUUCUAAGCAAGUUUAGAGAAGGGGAAGGAAGAGAUGUGAAGGCCAUGCUUCUUGAGGCUUGCCCAGAGAAGUCCUUGCUAUGGGAGGGGCUAUACGCCUAUCUUUCCUACAAAUGACUGAAGAGUUCAAAGCAUUUGAAUUCCGUCAUAGCUGAAAUGCUUCCAUGGUUCUGCAGGAGCAAAAUGUACAUCUUUAGGACCACAAAUUUUGCGGAUCUGAGUCAUCUGACCCAUUGGCAUCCAUGGAAAGGCAAGCAUGGCAAUUUACUAUAUAUAUAUAUAUUUAUAUUUAGUUUUUAAUUUUUUGGAGGGACCAUCUCAACCUAAAUAGUUGGGAAAAAGCUUGAAUGAUGAUGUUAAAUAUGAAGGAACUGGAAAGUUAGAGAUAUCCCAAAUUGAGCUGAUUGAGCAGUUUGGAUGUCCAAUGUCGAACCAUGGUUUCACUAAAAGACCUACAUACAAUGAGGUUAGUCUAGACAUGCAGUGCAAGAAUUGCUCCUAGUUAUCAUUUUAUGGCGGGUUAGAUAUUGAAUAUCCGAACCUUUUUUUGGGCAAAAAAAAGGAAAAGAAAAGGAUACGUGUGGGUUGUUUGGCCAGCACAUAUCCGAACCGGCCACACCUGUUAUUUUCUUGAGUUAAAAAUGCUACCAACAUUGGAUGUCUAAAUUGCCUAAAUACAAAAAAAUAAAUAAAUAAAAGUGGUUCAGACAUCGAAUGUUUAAACUCCCUUUCUAACUCAAGAAGAAAAAAUGAAAUUGGUAAGAAUAAUGGAUAUAUGAAUUGAUGUAAAAUGAAGAUUUAAAAAAAGAAAAAAAAGAAAAAAAAGAAAA